AUGACUACAUCAGCGAUGGAUCCUCCGCCGCAAAAACCUACCCGUGAUCCAGACCCUGAACCAAACAAAACAUCGAAUUCAGAGAGCAAGGAAUUCUCCGCCGUAUCGGAAGUCUCUUCGAUGAACCCUCCGCCUCCCAGGAACCCUUACACACCUAUUCGAGUCGACGGAAUAAUUCAGUACAAGAGAAGUGGAGUUGCCUAUCUAUUCGAUCUUGGAAGCACUCAUGGAACGAUAGUUAACAAGAACAAGGUGGACAAAAGGGUUUUUGUGGAUUUGCAUGUUGGUGAUGUUAUUCGCUUUGGAUAUGAUGUUUCCCUGGAUAUAAACACACGAGGGCCCAGUAAUCUCAUGGGAUUCGCCAAGAAAUUCAAGAAACUGAAGUUUUUCUUGCAAGUGUCCACAGCUUAUGUGAAUGGACGAAGGCAAGGAAGGAUCAUGGAGAAGCCAUUCACAAUGGGAGAUUGUAUAGCAACUGAGAACUUCCUUGAAGAAAAAGAGAAAAGCAUUAGACGUGAGGAAUCUGAGUCGACUUGUCCAGCUCUGGCCUUAUAUUGGAAUUUUCCGCAAUUUCCAUGUGACUCUGUUGAUAAGCUGAGAGACUGUGUUGAUGUUCCUGGUGGAGUCGCACUGCUGUUCGUGGUGAAAAAUGACGUAUGUUGGAAACAUCCAUACUCAGGUGACGGAACCUCUGCUUCAAGAGGUUUGUGCUAG
Messenger RNA from Microthlaspi erraticum, 714 nucleotides. The record is from the annotation of a GenBank genome assembly. Lineage: Eukaryota; Viridiplantae; Streptophyta; Magnoliopsida; Brassicales; Brassicaceae.